Molecule: messenger RNA, 1134 nt
Organism: Penicillium egyptiacum
Lineage: Eukaryota; Fungi; Ascomycota; Eurotiomycetes; Eurotiales; Aspergillaceae
Source: the annotation of a GenBank genome assembly
AUGGUGCCCGAUGCCGAGAUCCUGCGCAUCGUCAGCGAGGUCUUCGAGGAGCUGGGCUGGCGCGGCCGCUACACCAUCAAGCUCAACCACCGCAAGAUCCUGGAUGGUGUCUUUGCCGUCUGUGGUGUGCCCGACAAGCAGCUCCGGCCUAUUUCUAGUGCCGUCGAUAAGUUGGACAAGAUGCCGUGGGCGGAUGUGCGCAAGGAAAUGGUCGACGAGAAGGGUCUUGAUCCUGAGGUGGCGGAUCGUAUUGAGAAAUACGUUAUGAACAAGGGCUCGCGGGAGCUGCUCGACUCCCUCCUGAAGGAUGAGACCCUCAACGCCAAUGCCUCUGCCAAGGCCGGUCUCGAGGAUAUGGCUAUGAUGAUGGACUACCUAGAGGCAUUCGGCGUGCUGGACAAGAUCUCAUUCGACAUGUCCCUUGCCCGUGGUCUGGAUUACUACACCGGUGUCAUCUACGAGGUUGUCACCGAGGGUUCGGCUGGUGUGCAGGCCGACUCCCCAGAGGCACAGAAGGCCGAGAAGUCCAAGAAGGGCAAGUCCAAGCAGCCCGCCGAGGAGGAGGACCGAUCUAACGACCCCACCCUCGGCGUUGGCAGUGUCGCUGCCGGUGGCCGCUACGAUAACCUGGUCGGCAUGUUCCAGCCCAAGGCGCAGAUCCCCUGUGUCGGAAUCUCAUUUGGUGUCGACCGCAUUUUCUCCAUCACUAAGGCACGCCUCGAGCGCGAGCAGAAGUCCGAUGCCCUUCGCAACAGCGAGGUUGACGCCUACGUCAUGGCGUUCGGUGGUAAGGGCUUCGGCGGUAUGUUGAAGGAGCGCAUGGAAAUCUGCCAGAAGCUGUGGACUGCUGGUAUCAAGGCUGAAUUCUCCUACAAGCUGAAGCCCAAGCUGCCCCAGCAAUUCAAGGCCGCCGAACAAGGCGCCAUCCCCUUCGGCAUCAUCCUCGGCGAGGAAGAGCUCGCCGCCGGUAAGUGCCGCAUUAAGGAGAUGGGCCUGCCUGACGGACACCCCGAGAAGGAGGGUGUCGAGGUUGACAUUACCUCCCUGGUUUCCGAGCUGCAAACCCGCCUUGCUAAGAAGCAGCACGGUGCUAUCUCAUCUCUGGCGCAGCAGUUGCAGGGCACCAGUGUUUAA